Molecule: messenger RNA, 3935 nt
Organism: Scophthalmus maximus (turbot)
Lineage: Eukaryota; Metazoa; Chordata; Actinopteri; Pleuronectiformes; Scophthalmidae
Product: Kv channel-interacting protein 2
Exons: 8
Coding region: 1010-1723 (237 amino acids)
Biological process (GO): regulation of potassium ion transmembrane transport
Cellular component (GO): voltage-gated potassium channel complex
Molecular function (GO): potassium channel regulator activity; calcium ion binding
Source: RefSeq, a predicted model, not a curated record
UUUAAAUCUUAUUUUUUUUUCAGAGUGCGUCUAUCUGUGGAAGGAUGUCAGUGAGCCAGAUGUGCCAUCAGUCUAUCCCGUCCCGACCGAAAUAUUCCCCACUGCUCUGGAUUACAUAUGCAAUGCACGUUAGGCAGAUUUCGCCUCCAGGCUGUGUGUUUGUGUGUGCGCUCGCGUUGACUUGACACCCGGGGGACUUUGCCACAUCUGUGAGUUUGUCCACAGUAGCCGCCUGGUCAGAUGCUUCGCCUCUCCGUUGUCAAGGUGUCCCUCCUCCCUUCUUUAGUCCUUCUGUCCUCCUUCUCUUAAUUCUGUCCUUCGUUCAGUCCUUGCGUCACCCCCGGUUGCUCUUAUUUCUUCCUUAGCCACCUAGCCCCCCCGCCCGCCAUCCCUCUCCUUUCUCAUUUCCCAAUUAAAAGUCUUUCAUAUUUUCCCCCUCUUUCCUCCAUCCUCCUCCCUCCAUCCAUUUCUCGCGUCCCUCCUCUUUCCUCCCUUCACUCAGUCCCAUCACUGACCCAAUUAAGCGUGGGGAGGGACACAGCAGGAGGAGAGUGACGGAGGUAAGGCGAGAGAGGGAGAGGGAGAGGUAGGGUGGGCAGAGGGAGUUGGAGAGUCCGUAGCAGAGAGAGUCACAAAACACGAUCCGCCUACCUGCCAGGACAUACACAGUGAAUUGUCCAAACUUCUCCUGGAACUUAAACAACCUCUGACAGCCUCGAGGGCGACGGGAGAGUCGGGCAGCGAGUCGACAGUCCUGCUGCCACGCACUUACUGCUCUCGAUGAAGAAACGAGGAGAAUAACAAUCUACCUUCGGUGAAGAAAGCGGGUGGGGUGCCGUGCGGAGUUAGGAUGGGCGAAUGCCGCCACAUAGAGGGAGACUGAGAGGAGAGACUGAAGCGACAGAGACGCUGCAUUCCUGGUUGGAGCUGGGGGGGAGGGGGGUAACGUAGUUGCCCUGGGGCAAGAGAGAGGGGUUUUUUUGUUGACAGAGAGAGGAAGAGGGAGAGGAUGCAGCUGUUCUUCCAAGACAAGUGGGAGGUGGAGGGGCUGCAGACUGUGGGCAUCCUCCUGGUGGUCUGCAGCUCCCUCAAACUGAUGCACUUCCUGGGGCUUAUCGACAUUUCAGUGGCAGACAGCGUGGAAGAUGAUUUUGAGUUAUCCACUGUGUGCCAUCGCCCAGAAAGCAUGGACAAGCUGCAGGAGCAGACUAAGUUCACCAAGAAGGAGCUGCAAGUCCUCUACAGGGGCUUCAAAAACGAGUGUCCGUGCGGCGUGGUGAAUGAGGAGAACUUUAAGACCAUCUACUCCCAGUUCUUCCCUCAGGGAGAUUCAAGUAUGUAUGCACAUUUCCUGUUUGAAGCCUUUGACACCAACAAGAACGGCUCGGUUAGUUUUGAGGAUUUUGUAUUCGGCCUAUCUAUCAUCCUGAGAGGGACCGUUAAUGACCGGCUAAACUGGGCGUUCAACCUCUAUGACCUGAACAAGGAUGGCUGCAUCACCAAAGAGGAGAUGUUGGACAUCAUGAGGUCCAUCUAUGACAUGAUGGGGAAGUACACAUACCCCACAAUGCAGGACGAUGCCCCAAGAGAACAUGUAGAAAGCUUCUUCCAGAAAAUGGACCGUAAUAAAGACGGGGUGGUCACCAUAGAGGAGUUCAUCGAGUCUUGUAAAAAGGAUGAGAACAUCAUGCAGUCCAUGCAGCUGUUUGAAAAUGUCAUCUAAGAAUCUGGACCAGUUAGGACGCUGGCACCAGGGAGGGGAUUGUGUGUGUGUGUGUGUGUGUGUGUGUGUGUGUGUGUGUGUGUGUGUGUGUGUGUGUGUGUGUGUGUGUGUGUGUGUGUGUGUGUGUGUGUGUGUGUGUGUGUGUGUGUGUGUGUGUGUGUGUGUGUGUGUCUACGUGUGUGCGUGUGUGUGUGUCUACGUGUGACCAGGAUUGAAGAGUUUGUGAAUGUGUGUGUCUGUGCGGCCGGUAUCUGACUUGCAAGCAGUUGUGUCUCUCUCGUGAGAGCUGUGGGUCCGGAAGGCACGGAGGAGCCCACCCUCGCUUCCUGGACCCCCAGUGGCAUUUCUCGAAGCAACAAUGGAGUUUCCGCAACUCCUUCCUCAUCAUGCAGAACUUUAGUUUUACCCCCAGAGACACACAAAGAAAGAUGGCAAGCGGCUGGCUCACAGGCACUUGCACACCCAAAUCCCCCACCUGUUUAAUCGUUUUAUUUUAUUUUAUUUAUUACUAUUAUUGAUGGAGCAACUAUUGCGGUCUGUAAUGGCUGAACUCUGUAGGGAAGCAGUUCCCCCCCCACCCCCAAACCUUGACCUUCGUACACUUUUCCCCCUUCCCCUGUGAUGGCUGAGAUUUGGAUUUGUGGAUCGGAUCGUGCUUCUGUGCAUGUGGGUAACAUUUCCCUGUAACUGCCAGACUGCUCACGCACCGGCCAUGAAAAUGAAUCUACCGCCAUCUAGUGGAUGAGCGAGAGCGAGAAAGACACUUUCUGAUGGAACAACUGACCAAUGGGAAAUCAGCGCGAUCCAGUUUUACAGAGGAAGGUUCAAACAUUUUGUUUUCCAUAUCGCAUGAUGAUGUCACUAAUAUCCAAUUAUGUAUUUACAGAGAUACUCCAAAGUCUGCUCGUCUGUCUGCUGUUCCUAGUCAUUCACAGGUGCCUCACCCUUUGUGUAUGUGCGUGUGCAUGUGUUACUGAAAGAGAUGUCAUCCAUCUUACCUAUCUAAGACACUAAUGGACCAACCCCCUCCUCUAUCCAUGGGAUUCUGGUAGAAUAAUCCCCAGCCUUCCAAACUAUUACAGUUCUAGCCGUAGGCGUCUAUUGACUGUUGUACAUUUUCUAGCCUUCCCAGUGGUGUGAUAUUAGACGGUACAACGUGGGGAUUGCACUUUAGUUGACGAAAUCCCAGCUUCUCUCGACGCGGGACUGGCAUACCACAGCCGUACUAGUCUUAUCAAUAUACACCCAUGGGGAAUUUAUUAGAUUGCAGAUUGUAUUUGUGAACUUUCGUAAUCGGAAAAUGUCAUGUGGUUGUAGCAGGUUCUACCACUUCCCCCCAAAAAAGGAAAGAAAAAUAAUACAUGAAAACCCUUGUUGCAUAAAAUUAGAUUAAUUCACUUUAGAAAGAGACAUAGUAUGUGGGAGUGUAUUAGUGAGUGAGAGAUCGAGAGAUGCUUUAAUAAGUUGUUUUCUUUAUGUCCACCCUCCCAUUCCCUCCCUCUCUCUGUAACACCAAAGAGAAGAUUUCAGAGGUAUAUUGAGACAUAUAGCCCACCCAUGGGUGAAGAGAGAGGGAGAUGCUGUGUAGUGAGAAGGGCAAGGGGCAAUCAGAGAUAAAAGGAUGUGGUUGGGUAAACCGACGACGUGGCUUUCCUGAAGAGUAAUCUUAUAUUGUGAACCCACAUGUUAGGCUCUUAUGAAUUCAUAUUUUUGGGAGAAUUUGUAACCAUUUAUUAAUAUUUUCACUCACGAAUACCAGAGGCACUCAAGGUGUCCUUCAAUAGGCUGCAGUGUCUUUGAAUUACAGAGGUUAACAUGAAAUAGCAAUAAUUCCCUUGACCACUUUAUCAGCACCUUUUCAACCUCCAACUUCUCAUUCUUCUCAGAGCACAGUAGUAUAAAGGUGCACUAAGGCCCUGAUAAAAAAUAUGCACUUUUAAAGCUGCUUUAAUUUAUUUUUAUUUUUUUAAUUUCUAGAGGGGGGAAAGGGGGUUUGGCUCUGAUUGUUCCUUGCCAAGUCUUUAACUUCCAUUCCUGGCCACAGGUCAAAACCUGUCUAUACCCGCAUGUACUGUGUCUAGAUCAAUGAAAAUCUACUAACCUGUUGUACUAACUGUCUAGUUAGCUAGCAUCAGCUGGUUGCAUUACGUAUUUAAAAAUGUGUAUAUUUUGUACAGAGACAAUAAAAAAAAUCACAGUUACUAUGCAAAAA